Messenger RNA from Babesia microti strain RI, 672 nucleotides. Its product is annotated as protein transport protein SFT2, putative. Lineage: Eukaryota; Apicomplexa; Aconoidasida; Piroplasmida; Babesiidae. Gene Ontology annotation, biological process: vesicle-mediated transport. Gene Ontology annotation, cellular component: membrane. The coding region runs from base 1 to 672 and encodes 223 amino acids. The transcript has 3 exons. The record is from RefSeq and is a predicted model, not a curated record.
AUGGAUUUAACAGACGAUGAGCACUUAAAUCCGUUGCAAAAAGGCAUAGGUUUAUCGAAAAAGUCAUCUUUGCCGUUAAAUAAUUCAUACUCUUACGAAAGUUCAACUUCAGUUACCUAUCCUGGAUUUGACUCCUAUUCCGAAGGACAUUCUAAUAAACUUGCUAUAAUGAAGUGGCUCCAGUCUGCUGUGAGGGACAGGGAUCUCGAAGAAACAACAUGGAGGACAUAUACUAGUAUUACUUUUUUUAUUCUGUUUUCACUUUUUAGUGGUGUAUUUUAUUUCUUUUCGUUGUUCACCCUGCCACUUAUUAUGUUUGCCCCCUAUAAAUUUGGUAUAUUCCUAACAUCUGGCACGCUAUGUCUACUUAUAGCUGUCACAUUCCUUAAAUCAUUUGAUGGACUGCUAGAACAUAUGAUGAGCUCAAAACGCAUACCGUUUACUAUAGCUCUAUUUUCAUCCCUAAUAACCACUGUAAUAUUUACCCUCAUCAAACCCCUUUACAUAUUGGGUUUGUUAUCGUCCAUUAUUGAGGUUAUUGUUCUUUUUUCGUUCCUAGGGUCAUUCAUACCGGGAGGUGGAAAUGCCUUGAAAUCCAUGUAUAGCGUGGCAUGGAAUUCAUUCAAUGGAAUAGUUUUCAGGGGUAGGGAUCAAGAUGUGCUACCUUUUUGA